AUGAAGGGAGUACAAGGAGAGGUUGGAGCACCUGGCAGGAAUGGAGCUCCUGGACUUCAGGGAUCUAUCGGACCUGUUGGUAUCAGUGGAGAAAGGGGAGAUGCUGGUCUUCCAGGAUACGUUGGAUUGACUGGAAGCCGUGGACCUGCAGGACCAAUUGGAGCCCGUGGAAUCGCUGGAGAACAAGGACCAACUGGCCCAGGUGGAUCAGAGGGAGAAACUGGAUCUACAGGACCUGCUGGACCACGUGGACCAAUGGGAGAACUGGGACCUAAUGGUGGACCUGGACUUCUUGGAGCUCCUGGAAAUCCUGGAUUCAUGGGUGAUAUGGGAGAGUCUGGUGAACAAGGAAGCCCUGGUGAGCCUGGAUCGAGGGGUACAAAUGGUGAGCCUGGUACCCCUGGACAGACUGGACCCAAUGGUGCUCCUGGUGAUGAUGGACUUGCUGGUAAUGAUGGAAAGACUGGCCCCACUGGUAGCCCAGGAAGGGAUGGACCUGCUGGAGCCUCUGGAGACAGGGGGCAGUCGGACCACCUGGAGCACAGGGACCACCUGGAAUCGCUGGAGAAGCUGGAUUCAAUGGCAACACUGGUAUUCAAGGACCCCCUGGAGUUCGUGGGGAUGCUGGUGGUGAUGGAGAGCGUGGUGCAGAUGGACCUACUGGUCUUCCUGGUGCUCCUGGUAACCGUGGUGAUGGUGGAAUCCAAGGACCUGUCGGUGUUGGUGGAGCUCAGGGACCCCCUGGCGCACCUGGACUUGUUGGAACACGUGGAGCACGCGGAGUCCCUGGAGCCACUGGACCUCGUGGAGGAGUUGGUGUCUCUGGAGAUGCUGGUGAACAAGGUCUAAGAGGAGCUGCAGGAAUCCAGGGAGCCUCAGGUAUCGCUGGAGAACGUGGAACAGAAGGACGAUCAGGAAGAAAUGGAGAAGUUGGAACUACUGGAAUUGCUGGAAGCAUGGGACAGCCUGGUCUCCGUGGAUUACCUGUGAGUAAA
Messenger RNA from Lytechinus variegatus (green sea urchin), 995 nucleotides. Its product is annotated as short-chain collagen C4-like. The coding region runs from base 1 to 849 and encodes 282 amino acids. NCBI's taxonomy places the organism in Eukaryota, Metazoa, Echinodermata, Echinoidea, Temnopleuroida, Toxopneustidae. The record is from RefSeq and is a predicted model, not a curated record. The transcript is spliced from 16 exons.